GCUCUCUCUUUUUCCAAAAAGAACCAAAGAAAAUGAGUACUCAAAUCCUCACUAAAAAAGUUAAUCUUGAGAAUGAUCUUAAAGAACAUUUUCCAAUAAAAGAUAAAAUUUCUCGAAUUUUUCCUGAUACAAAUGUUCAUGCCAUUUCAGUUGAUUACGAUGAAACUCCCUCAAAUAAUCAAUCUAUACUUAAACAAACAAUGACUUCUCACGGACUAGCUGCUGGGAUUCUUCAUGCUUAUAACCAUCAUCAACACUUACGACUAACACCUGAUGAUAUUUGGUUAACUAUCGCACAAGGAGUUAGUCAUCACAUUAAUUAUAAUGCAGAAAGAUUUCGUUUUCGCUUUGUUAGCCACGAAGGUAAAAAAGAGAUUUCUAUUUUAGCCAAUGAUAUUUUGCAUAUGAAAGAUUCUCGCCUUGAAGGUGAUUGGCCCGAAGUAGUAAAUAGGUUGGUCGUGCAAACUGAUCAAGCUGUAGAAAAAAUUGAUAUAAAAUCUCUUUUAGAAUGUGAUUUUUCUACAACAACAAAAAUUUCUCUUACUGCUAGUCGUAUCGUUCUAUUGGAUAUGGUCAAAGCGUAUUUUUCAUAUAAAGUGUGUUUACUUUGUGGGAUUCCUAAAGUUACUCUCGAAGGUACUUUAGAAGAUUGGACAAAAUUACAAGAGAAAGUCAUUCAGUUACGUCAAUUGGAUUUAGAUAUGGAUUUUUGGUUAGAUAGAUUGGAUCCAGUUGUAUGGAAAUUAGUUGAAACUUAUAAAGGUGAAGUUGACGAAGAAUUUUGGGCAACAAUCGCCUCAAGACAACAAUUUGGUUCGGGUCCUAGGAAUAUUAAUGGAUGGAUGAUGGCCUUCUAUCCUUAUGAAAGAGAUGGAACAAAAAUAGUUUAUAAUUCAAUUGAACCAGAUGAUAUUCCUGAUGGAAGAGUUGCUGUUCCAUUUACGACUGAUACUGGAUUAAAUUUAAAAUUUAUUGCUGGAUUUUUGGGUGCGCAACAAGCAACUUUUGAGAAUUCUAAUGAAAUAGCUGUUUCACCAGUCAUCGGUUGGUUUGUUAUUGAUGACAAAACUACAGAGGAAAAUGCAGAUAAUGAAUGAAUUGUUAGGAGAGAGAAGCUAGUUUAAUUUAUAUAACUUUUAAAUACUACUACAAAAAAUUUUUCCUUCAUAUGUAUAAUUUUUUUUUUAUUUUUUAAACCAAUAAAGAGCGUUAAAGAAAAGCCAACAAUUAUCUUGUUUUUUCGGCAAAGCUGAUUAUUUUAGCAUGUGUUUCAACUUAGAAAAUUAAAAAUCAAAAUCAAUUUAAAUCGGGGCCUUAAUAAUUGCUGAUAUUUGAAUUUUAUCCAAGAAAGGAAGAAAGGAAAGACCUACGUGAUUAUUCUACGCGUUCAAAUCGCUGAAAUGCUGAAUCGAUAAGUAUAUUCAAGU
Messenger RNA from Rhizophagus irregularis DAOM 181602=DAOM 197198, 1427 nucleotides. RefSeq lists its product as uncharacterized. The record is from RefSeq and is a predicted model, not a curated record. NCBI's taxonomy places the organism in Eukaryota, Fungi, Glomeromycota, Glomeromycetes, Glomerales, Glomeraceae.